AAUUUAUCGUACAAGACUCCAUAAUACUAUAGUCAUUAUGGAACACUUAUCAUCAAUUUUGUUCCUACUUUUGAUUAUUUUCUUUGCUUUGCUGAGUGAGUCCAAAGUGUUCAACGUCGUCAAUUAUGGCGCCGUCGGCGACGGCUUAACCGACGACACCGAUGCUUUGGCGAAAGCAUGGGAGGAGACUUGUACGAUGGAUUCGUCUUCUCCGGUUAUGCAAAUACCGGAGGGCAAGACGUUCUUGAUCCAACCCUUAAGGUUUAAUGGCCCUUGCAAUUCAAAAAGUAUUACGGUGCAGAUCGACGGAAAUUUGGUUGCUCCGGAGAAUCCUUCCGACUGGAGUAGUUGCAAUGGCGAGCCUUGCCAGGAAUGGAUCCACUUUUUCGGCGUCGACGGCCUUAGCGUUGUUGGCCGCGGCACAAUUGACGGCCGCGGCCAAAAAUGGUGGGAUAUGCCGCGAGGAACGAAACCAAGUGCAUUUCAGAUCGCGGCCGCGAAGAACGUCUACUUUGGAGACGGAUUGCGGUUUAAGGACAGCCCUCAGAUGCAUAUUGUCCUAAACGGGCUGUCGUCGGUUCUAGUCUCGAAUAUAACCAUUGUCGCCCCGGGGAAAAGUCCCAACACGGAUGGCAUCCACGUCGUCGGUUGUACUAAGGCUGUCAUUGAUCGGGCUUGGAUUGGGACAGGCGACGAUUGCAUUUCCAUCGUCGACAAAUCAUCCUAUGUGUGGGUUAGCAACAUAGUAUGUGGUCCGGGGCAUGGCAUAAGCAUUGGGAGCCUAGGGAAGAACGGAGCUGAGGAUAAAGUCGAAAAAAUUGCGGUUGUAGACGUUGUCUUCAUCGGGACACAAAAUGGUGCAAGGAUUAAGACAUGGCAGGGUGGCAAAGGCUAUGCUCGACACAUUAUAUUCGAGCGAAUCUUGUACCAUCGAACGGCGAAUCCGAUCAUCAUCGACCAGUUCUACUGUGAUCAUCAGGAAUGCGUGGAAAGCGAAUCCGCGGUGAAAGUGAGUGGCGUUACAUUCAAAGAAGUAGUCGGAACUUCAUCGACGGAGAGGGCCGUGACGUUGAUGUGCAGCGAGGCUGUCCCGUGCCAGGACAUUAUUCUCGACGACAUCCACAUCCGGACCACAAACGACGAGGAGCCGUCGUAUGAGUGCCAGAAUGUGCGCGGGAGAGCUAGUGGCGAUAAGGUUCCGGAACUCUCGUGUUUGAAAUGAGUCGAAGCGAGCUGAGUAAUUAGUAAUACCAUGUAUAUUGUAGGAGAUAAAACAUCAAUACAUUGUUUGAAAUUGAAUUUUGAUUUGAUAUUUUAUUUAAAUAGGACUAUGAUAUAAUAUUUUAUGAGAGUAAAUAGAAUUC
Molecule: messenger RNA, 1364 nt
Organism: Andrographis paniculata
Lineage: Eukaryota; Viridiplantae; Streptophyta; Magnoliopsida; Lamiales; Acanthaceae
Product: probable polygalacturonase At1g80170
Exons: 8
Coding region: 38-1222 (394 amino acids)
Biological process (GO): carbohydrate metabolic process
Molecular function (GO): polygalacturonase activity
Source: RefSeq, a predicted model, not a curated record